AUGGCCACCUCGUCGCUGGCUGCCACUGGCUUGACCGCCUCCAAAUCCGGUCUCCAACAGCAGCAACAGCAGCAGGCUCUCCUCGAUGCCUCCCCUUCCUCCGCCUCCACUGCCAAAUCCGCAGCGCCCGUCACCAGGGUAGCUAUUCGAGAUGGUAAGAUGAUCGGCAUCAACGACCACAUCUACCUCUCACCAGCAUGGGCACCUGCAGCCGGUGAGCCUUACAUGAUCGCUAGGGUCAUGGAGUUUGUUACUGCCGCCUCCUCCCGCAGUGGCGCAGCUGCACUGGCUAGCUCUUCGGGCACCUUGCAAGUCCGCGCCAAUGUCUUCCUACGCAUGCGUGACAUCAGCCUUCGCAGCACCAACGACCCUCGCCUUCUCGUAGCCACCAUGCAUUCCGAUGUCUUCAGUCUCGAGAACGUCCGCGGCAUCUGCGAGGUGCGUCAUCGCGACCUGAUAGGCUCAGGCACCGCUCCCGAUGUCAGCCAAUGGAAGAAAAAGGAGGAUCACUUUUAUUAUUACCAGCUCUACGACCGCUACAUUCACCGCUUCUACGACGUCAUCCCCACCGAAAAGGUUCAGAACGCACCACCAGAAGUUCUCACUACCUUGCGCAAUCGCUACUCUUUCGUCCUCGCCGAAGCCGGCAUGAUCAACGAUCUCACCGAUGCACUUCGAGGAUGUGCCGUUUGCCAUCGAUGGGCUUCCGGCCCGGAAUCCGUGCGUUGCGACACAUGUAAAAAGUACUUCCACAUGAAGUGUCUCAACCCACCUCUCGCAUCCAAACCCGCGAAAGGCUACAGUUGGACCUGUGCGCCUUGUUCUCGUCGACAUGAACAGGACGUCGAACUCACCUUACAAACAGGAGGUCAACUCUUAUCCACCUCCACCUCCUCCAGCACCAACGACAGCACCUCCAACCCACCUAGACAUCACAUCACCGCCGCCCUCAGCAGAGGUCGCGGAGCACCGCGUGGUCGAGGCGGUCGACCCUCCCACCCAAGAAGAGGCGACGAUAUUGCUUCGACAAGCAACACUCCUGAUGGAAGCCCUAUGCCGGAAAAGACAACAGACGACAUCCGCGGAACCCGUUGUUUCAUGCGCUGGCCCUAUCGAUACUUUGGCCAACACACCAACGCAAUGGACGUACUCGACCCACAUGACUCGGUCUAUCCGAUCGCUACCACCCGACUUGGACCCAAGUACCAAGCUUCACUGCCAACAUGGGACGAGCAGAAGGAGGCUGGCCUUGGUGUCCACUGCCGCACAAAGGAGAAGGCCAAAGAAGAGGAAGGAGCCAAUGUCGGCAACGGCGACGAUGCCGCAGCUGGAUUGGUGGCACCUGCAUCCGGCCAAGCAAGUGCACCCACCUCUCAUAAGAAGAAGGGCAGGCCUUUCAAGCGUAAACGAGAAGCAUUGGAAAGGUCAGACACGCCAACGACAGGAACAAGCACACCAGCUGCAGCACAAAUGUUGCUUCCUUCAGACCCGCCCGAAUUCGAACGCGGUGGCGACGAGAGCGUCGAACCUAUCUUCCUUCCAACUGUCUCUGAAGACGAACAAGUGCUUGAUGCCUACCUUCAAGCAGUACGGGCUCACUUCAAGAGCGUUCCACCACACCAUGUCGAUUUGAUCGACCGUGCGCUCAUGACCUUUACGCAGAAGGAGGGUGACCCCGUUCAAGCACUAAUGUCCAUGUCGACUAGCACCACCAAGCAGCUCCGCAUCAGCCACUGGACUGCGAAAGAGGCAAAGCAAUUCGACACGGGCAUUGCACAGGUCAACUCGGAUAUGAAGCAGCUCAAGAAGUUCAUCCCUACCAAAAAUGUAUCUGAGAUCGUACGCUACUUUGUCGUCUGGAAGAUUCAGCGAAUCAAGGCUGAUCUCGAGGCUAUUCAGGCAAGCAAGCCUCUCGCCACAACGUCGGCCAAGAAGGGUGCUGCGAACAGGGUGAAUGGAUCUACAACUUCCUCAACAAACCCAGCUCCGACGCCGACGCCGAAGCCGACCACAUCGCGUGCAGUGUCACCCUCGCUGUCCGUGUAUGGAGAUGACCCACCGUCCGGCCCGACAACGUCUUGUGCGAUGUGUUCGACAACCUCGAGCCGAAUUUGGUACAAGGGUCCAGCAUCGCUCGCAAACCGUGUGUUGUGCGUCAACUGCGGUAUCUACUGGCGGAAGUAUGCUGCCGAAACGUUCAACCCGGAUCUCGUCUCGGUCAACACACGCAACAAGUCGGGCACAGCUGCUGCAGCCGUCGCUGCCUUUGGCGUCUCUGAAGACGGCCUUGGAGUCGCACCUCCUGCUAAACUUUCGCGGACCUCGCGCGAUGCGAAAGGAUCGACACCAGCAACUUCACCUGGACCCGUGGCACCACCUUCCGUGCCGAAACCCGAACCGCUUAAGUGCGUCAUGUGCAAGCGUAUCGAGCCCAAGAAGAAGCUCGCUCAGUGCCGUCAGUGUUCUCUCAGCGUCCAUCAGGGCUGUUACGGCUUGACGGAAGAAGAGGUCGAGAUGGACAUGUGGUAUUGCGAUCCAUGCCGGAACGAGCAGACGCAGGAGUCAGCCUUGUUGCCACGAUGCAUUCUUUGUUCACCACAGGCGCAGGAGGAUGCUGCCGCCAACUCGGCCAAGUAUGCUGCUAGUGCUGCUGGCGGUGGAGAAGGCAAAGCUCGAGGCAGACCCAAGAGUGUCUCCACCGCUGCAAACACAGGCGACGACGGCCUCAAGAAGCAAGUAGGCGCAGUUUCUCCUGCAGUUCUCAAGGCACCUCUGGGUGCGUUGGACGCUUUCAAACCGACCGAAUGCAACAACUGGGCACACGUGCUGUGCGCUGUCUUCAUUCCUGAGGUCGUCUUCUCCGAUACUACGAGACUCAAGACCGUCGAAAGCUGUGGCAAUCUGCCGGCAUGGAGAUACGAAGCAGAAUGCUGCAUCUGUCACACACCCAAAGGCGCGUGCGUUACAUGCUCGGAACCGUUCUGUCGCAAAACCUUCCAUGUGUCUUGUGCACACAACCAGCUGCCUGCCUUCACACUCGCAUUCGAGGUUCUUCCGGUCAAAAGCACGAGGCGCGAGGUUGUGUCGACACUCACCUUUAAAGGAGAGACUGGACACAUGGUGCCUCAAGUGUGGUGUAAGGAGCACAAGGAGAUCGCCAAGUCGAAAAAGCUGUACGAUGUUGCAGAGGUGGAUCAGAAGACUGGCCUGACGAGUCUUCAGAUGUUUGCCCGCGCCAAUAAGCAUCUGGCUGUUCCAGCAGCUAAUGUCGGAACAUUGGUGGGAGAAACAAGUUAUGCGCUACUAAGGAGAGCAAAGAGAUUCGAUUCGUUGCUGGUGAACGGGUUGGUAAUGGGCAGUGCCACUCCCGCACCUCAAUCAGCUACUCCUGCUCCUUCGAUGCGCAGUAGCACAUCAAGUACAGUAAUGGGGCAAAAACAAUGCUCAAGCUGCAAAACUCGCUUUUCGCCGUACUGGUGGCAUAUCCCCUCCAGUACAGAAGGAGGUAGCGUUAAGGCGGAGGAGGGUCUCGAGGGCGCAUUGUGCUGUAAUUUUUGUAAAGAGACUCGUUUCAAGGGUUCUCCUCUCACGGCUUAA
Ustilago hordei is the source of this 3597-nucleotide messenger RNA. RefSeq lists its product as uncharacterized. Gene Ontology annotation, molecular function: sequence-specific DNA binding; zinc ion binding; chromatin binding. The record is from RefSeq and is a predicted model, not a curated record. The transcript has a single exon. Gene Ontology annotation, cellular component: Lid2 complex. The coding region runs from base 1 to 3597 and encodes 1198 amino acids. Gene Ontology annotation, biological process: histone catabolic process. NCBI's taxonomy places the organism in Eukaryota, Fungi, Basidiomycota, Ustilaginomycetes, Ustilaginales, Ustilaginaceae.